This is a messenger RNA of Angiostrongylus costaricensis, 1146 nucleotides long. The record is from the annotation of a GenBank genome assembly. NCBI's taxonomy places the organism in Eukaryota, Metazoa, Nematoda, Chromadorea, Rhabditida, Metastrongylidae.
UUGAACUUUAGGACUCCGGGUGGUUCUUCUGGAGGUGAAGGUGCUCUUUUCGCUGCCGGUGGUACUCCGUUUGGCACUGGAAGCGACCUUGCCGGUAGUUUGCGUAUUCCUGCUGCUUUCUGUGGAUUUAUUACCCUUAAACCAACACAAGAUCGAUUGGUUGUAACAAAUACUCAUCCGGGGAUCCCUGGUCGUUCUCGCUAUGGACUGAGUUUUGGAUUUUUUACGAACACAGUGACAGAACAAAUUGAACUGCUUAAGUUGUUUCUCGGAAACUCCUGUUAUCGUCAGCUUGUCCCCACUUCAAUUCCUUUCCCUUUGAACGAAGAGACUGUGCGCCAAACUGGUAGGCUUCGCAUUGGGUACUUUGACAGUGACGGUUUUUGCCCACCAGUGCCUUGCAUUAGACGAGGCGUUCUUGAAACGGUCAAGCGUUUGAAGCUUGAGGGUCACGACCUUGUUCGUUUCACCGUACCAAAUGUUGACGAAAUGGUGCAGCUUCUGUACAAGCUUCUUAUGCCUGAUGGUGGUCACUAUAUUCGAGCUCUGUAUGAAAACGAUGCAAUUGAUCCGUAUAUGAAGGAUUUUGUGAUGCUUCUAAAAGUUCCUCGUAUUGUGAGGUGGCUUGCAUCUUUCGUGCUUCGGCCGAUCAGUCCUCAACUGUCUGCGAUUUGCUCAGCUUACAUCUCGAAUCUGGAUGACCUUCGUUAUACCAAUGAACGAUGCGAUGUUUACAAGAAAGAAUUUAUUGCUUAUUGGAAGAGUCUGGAAUUGGAUGCGCUGAUAUGUCCAUCAUUUCCUGUACCGGCAGUUCCGCAUCGUUUUCCAUCGAAAAUGUCGAUGGCGGUCACUUAUACAGCACUAUUUAAUUUGCUCGACUUUCCUGCUGGUGUCGUUCCUGUGGGGAAAGUCACCGUAAAAGACGACGAAGAUUUGGUUAACGAAUCAACGUAUCCUGUUGGACAUAACGUUGCGUUGCGGAUUAUUCGAGACUCAUCAAUCAAUAGUGUUGGUUUGCCUCUUUCUGUUCAAAUUGUAACUCUUCCAUUUGAAGAGGAAAAAUGCCUUCGCGUCAUGAGGGACGUUCAAGGAGUCUGGAGUGAUGACUAUCUUUCAAAGAAUCAAAUUUAUCCGACUGAUAGAUGA